AAUAACAUUUUCUUUACGAUUUUAAUGUUUAUUCGGGAUAGUUUAAGAACAUUUAAGAAGUGUAAUAAAAUAUAAUAAAGAAAGAAUUAAAAUAAAGAAACUAGCUGGUUAGCGUUAACUUGGCUAAUUACGUAGCUAGUUUAGCUAGUAGUCGCAAACAUGUGGAUUGUUGUUAAUAGUUAAACAGAAUUUCAACUCCGUUAGAGAGCACUAGAUCAUGACAUCUACCAAAAUGGAUAUCAGCUUGGCCGGCCAUAAAGAAAAACACAGAACCGACAGCAAUAAGACGAAAUCUAAAUCGCUCCAGUACAACAGACCAAGCAGUGAGAGCGCAGAUGUGUGGGAUUCCCUGGAGUCAGACACUGAGAGUUUACUACAGGAAAAAGCCUAUCAGAGGGAGCUUCAGAAGAAAGUACUGCACGGAACCAGUGACAGAAACACGUCUUAUGAUGCCAAGGAGAAAAUGGGCACUAAGAGUUUCGAGUUCGAAGAAUGCAGCGAUCCACACAAUACUGACCCACAACCUGGUGGCAUCAUGAAACAUGGAGCUGCAGACAGAAGCAGGUAUCUGCCCAGGCAAAGGCCUAACGAUAAAUAUGACGACCAGCUCCACAACCCAGAACAUAGAGAAAAGCUGGAAGAUGCUGAGAUUCUGCGCUCAGAUAUUUCCUUUGACUCCAGUGAUGAACUGGAAGACAGUCUUAACCACACAGAAGACUCACACAAAUACGUUCUGGUCAACCAUUCUUCUACAGCAGAGAUGGAUGCUCUUCAGCCAAGGCAACCAUUGAUGUCCUUUCAUUUACAUUCACAACAGGACCAAAACACGUUGCCACAGGUGUUACAAAGUUCAUAUAUGGCCCCAGAGAGCCGCCCACUUUCAAAUUCAGACAAGGCUGUAAAGGUAAAUUUGCUAACUUCUCAGAAGAGCCGUUCUCGAAAAUUUCAAGCAUCAAGGCCAACAGAGGAUAUAGUGGAGCGCAAUAUAACAACCUUAGGAAUGAACCGACGUAAACAGGGGUCUUAUCUGAAGGCAUUCGAGCAAAGAGGACGGAAGGCCGAUGAUGCAAAUCAGUCUGCUGAGGACACGGCAAGCACUGACAACCUAGGAAGCCCAGAUAACUCCCAAGACCCAGAGCCGAUAUGGAUACAAAAAACUCCAAAACUGAAGUUUCACCAAAUCGACAACCAGAAGAACCCAUCAGCCAUCAGAUCCAGGUCUGGAGAUCACCUGAAUCAGGCUGUGGAAAAAUGGGUUUUAAUGGACGAUCAGCAAUCAUGGACAUCAUCUGAUUCUGGCAGCAUCUCCAAUCGGUCUUUAGCUCCAACCAUUAACCCUAACAUCAACCUCAACACCCUGAGCAAACCUGCUAAACCAUUUCUCAAGGGGUAUAACUCUCCUCUCAUAGGGUCUAGUUACCCCAGAAGCCUUCAUCACUCUGUAGAUGAUGCUGUGGCCCUCAGUGCAUCGGAGAGCACAUGGGAGACAAAUAAAAGCAGUGUCAGAGUUGCUCAAAAAUGGCCAUCAGUUGAAGCAAACUCAACAUUAAAUGUUCCUGGCAUUCAUCUAGAGAAUGAAGAUGGAGAUGCACUCCAAACAUAUGGUGGUACCUAUCCAGUGCUGCCCCCUAUAGGCAUGCCCGAAGCCAGCGACACUGGGCUAUCGAGUGACAGAACUGAACUUGGCAUGAAUGCUAUUCGUAGGACCAGCUCUGACGGCUACCUGGCCCAGUUACAGAAGCAAACUCAGCUUAAGACAACUUACAAGGCAUAUUUGCUGAAAGACUACAAGAGUCUAACUAAGGAAGUAAAGCUGGGAGGUCUCGGUCCAUCCCACACUGUGGCAGAGGACAUGGCUGAGAAAAUUAGACGACAGAAGCUGUAUUCAAAUGUGAUCCGCGACCAGAACAAGAAGAUAAGAAGGAUUCCCUUUCUGCCAGCCAGGAGCCCAGUGGGCAGUGAGAAGGACACAGUUCCCAGGAACAAGGCUUUGGAGUAUGCCAAAACAAUUGUACGGCCUAAAGCAACUCAACAGGUAAAGAAGAAGCCCAAUGAGACAAGUGAGAAUAAAAAUGAGUUUGAGCAAUCUAUGUAUCUUCAGUUAGGAAUGGAUGUCUCCCACCUGGCUACUGUAGAGAUGCUAAGAAAACGACAUGAACAGGAGAAACAGUUGGUGGCACGCUUUGCUAGGCUCAGCGCUGGGCUGUCUGCACCCUCUGUUAACAUCCACUGAACAGGUAGACACGUGUUGUAUUGUGGAACGCAAUGUUAACCUGUAGCUUGGUUAGUUAAAGCUUCAGACGUUUUAUUUAAUCGAAAGAUUAAACAAUUUUCAAAACAAGAACAAGGUGUUUAAUGGAAUUGGGCUUUUUGUAGGUCUGUAUAGUUACUCAACACCAAACUCAUCAAACCUAAUCUUUAUUGAACUUGCUUUGUGCACGGGGCAUUGAUGUGGCUGAACCACAUGAACUCAAUAAUUAGAAGCAUCAUCCACAUUACUUCAGCCAUUUAGUGUAUAACAUCUUACGUUAGAUGCUAGGAUGAUGCAGCAAUAAAUUAUGCUGGCCCCCAGUGGUGCUAUUGGCUGGUUGGGCAUUUGUCUGGGGUGUGAUACUGCACUGCACCCAGGGAUUAUGGAACAAACAGACUGACCGGGACCCUAACCGAUGAAGCUGUGGUAAAAACAUAAGAAUUAAAUGAAAUCAGAACAUUUGACAUAUACAUCUUAAUAUGGUCCUUGGUGUGAAUUAGUAAAAUACAGAAGGACUGUAUAUGUGGUUGAACCUGCCAGUGUUCCCAGAAUGGGCUACACUCCCACCCAAACCCUGAUCAGAAUAAAGUUCAAGCUAAUUCAUUCUACUACUAUAAUAAAUAGUAAUACUACUGUAAUAAAUAAAUUAAUAAUAUUUAUUUUUUCUGAAUUAAAAGUGUAAUGUGGCUGUUUGCUUUGUAAGUGAUGUGUUUGUACAACCUCUGCAAAUAUUAGCUACAUAUUGUAAUGCAUGUUGUGUGUAUUGUAAAAAUGUCACUGUAUAUUCUCCACUUGUGUGCAGUGGUAACGAGUGACUAUAAGUGACUUUGUGAUGCUUAAUAUUUAAAUGGUUUAAAACAUUGUUCAUGGAACAGAUUAGGACAUAUAUUUGAAAUUAAAUAAAUAAUGUAUUUUUAUGAUAAAAUAACAAAAUACCCCUACAGCAAUAAAG
This is a messenger RNA of Trichomycterus rosablanca, 3203 nucleotides long. RefSeq names its product junctional cadherin complex regulator (gene jhy). The transcript is spliced from 8 exons. Gene Ontology annotation, biological process: axoneme assembly. Bases 218 to 2233 code for a protein of 671 amino acids. The record is from RefSeq and is a predicted model, not a curated record. NCBI's taxonomy places the organism in Eukaryota, Metazoa, Chordata, Actinopteri, Siluriformes, Trichomycteridae.